AAUUUAUUUUAUAUUUUAAUAAUAUUUUAUGUAGAGGAAAGAAGGAAAUUGUGGAAUACCAUUUUGUUUUUUGACAAUAACUCACGUUAGUAAAUAUUAACACGACAAUUCUAACUAAUGUCAGUUUAUUAGCCAUAGAGUUCUACCAAUCACUCCUGCUUAAAAAAGUGGAUAAGAAUGGAAAGUGUUAUGUACAUGGUAGAUCUAUAAAAGCCGCGCGAGAGUAUGAGCGCCACGUGUAUGUACAGACUACGUGGCGCUGUGGUAGGGAGAGACGUGCGCGCGUAUGCGUGCGGAUCGGAGCCUCUCCGUCCGAGGAGCUGGAGCAGGAAGCACGCGGUCGAGGUUUAGGCUGUGCCCUCCCUUCCGCGCUGGUAUAUCGAGUAUUGCCCUAAAAUACAUACUCACUACUAGGCAUAAUCGUUAUAUGUUAAUACGGAUUAUAACAAAAAUGGCUCAUUCUAAUCUAACGGAAUAUAUGAUGAAGGAGAAAAUACAGCUUUUAGCAAUAUGGCCAAGUAUUGUUGAAGACCUCACGGAUUCAAGGAUAGACAAUGAUAUCCUUAACAGACAUAUGACAAAAGUAUUAGAAUAUAAUGUGCCAGGAGGAAAACAAUUUAGAGCAUUAAUUUUAAUACAUGCAUAUCAGUUAUUGGCAAAUGAACAACCCACAAAAGAAAAUAUUCGUCUAGCACGGAUUUUAGCAUGGUGUGGGGAACUGAUUCAAGCUGCUGGUCUCAUGAUUGACGAUAUUCAAGACAAAUCAGUACUUCAUCGAGGACAACCAUGUUGGUAUCUAAACGAUAAUGUAGGGUUGUCGGUAAUAACUGAUGCUCUAAAAUUGAAAAAUUCUGUAUAUUAUAUCUUACAAAAGUAUUUCAAAGGGAAAACCUGCUAUGUUAAUCUACUAGAAACAUUCCAUAAUAUCAUAUUAAAAACAUUAGAUGGCCAAAUAUUAGAUCUACAGUUGUCUAAAAAUUUUAGCAAGAAGCUAAAUCUGAACUUAUUCACAAUGGAUCAAUACAAGUGUAUUGUCAGGAACAAAACGUCGUAUUAUUCAUUUGUUUGUCCAGUAUUCCUAGCAAUGAAUUUAGCUGGAAUAAAAGACCCAGAAAAGUUUAAGCAAGCAGAAACGAUUUUAUUGGAAAUUGGACAUUUAUUCCAAGUCCAAGAUGACUUUUUGGAUUUCUUUGGAGAUUCAGAAGCCAUUGGCAAAGAUAGCACUGAUAUACAGCAAGGAAAAUGUACGUGGUUUAUCGUAAUGGCUCUUCAACGCGCGACUCCGGAACAGCGUGAAAUUUUAGAAGUGAGUACCAUUGGUUUAAUGCACUAUUUCAUCACUCUGUUAUAUAAAUUCUUUUCUUUCUUUACGCAGGAGUGUUACGGAUUUUCGGAUCCGGAAAAGGUUAAAUGCGUGAAACAACUGUUUAACGAUUUAGAUUUACAUAAAGUAUGUAUAUCGUACACAGAACAGGCAUUUAAUCUAUUACGUGAACGUAUACAGGAAAUGUCAUGUGGGCUCCCGCAUUGUUUUUUCUUGGACAUAUUAAACAUACUUUAUCGCAGAAGAUCAUAAAACAAUCGUGUAUAUUAAAGAAAGAGAAAAAUAUGUUAAUAUUUUAUCAAUGUAUAUUUUAUAUAUACAUAUACAAUAUAGAUACUUAUGGAGGAUAGCAUCCGAGCAUGCAUGCAAAAUUUCAAAUUCUACAUUCUUUUUUCUUUAAAAAACUCGAUAUCAAUUUAUAUAAAUUUCUGCGGCGCUCUGGUGGGAUCACCAUAGAUUGAUAGACUGAGUCAAAGAUAAAGCCUAAAUAUCUGCACUUUUGUGAGGGUAAAAGUUGAGAUUUAGAGUAAUUAAUAAAGAGUCCCAGCGAGGAUAACAAUUCAAUUGAGGCGUCUAGAUUAUCUAGACAGUCUUUUUUUGAAGAGCCUGUAAUCAGAAGAUCAUCCAAAUAGAUGACUGAACAGUAUCCUUUUGCCUUUAGAUGGGCAACUACUGGACGUAGAAUUUUUGUGAAAAUGAAAGGGGCUGUAAAUAAGCUAAAAGGGAGAAAUGUAAAUUCGUAAGUUCUUCUUCGCUAUUGGAAGCGGAGAAAAUGACGAUAUUUUUGAGCUACAGAGACUAGCAGAUAAGCGUCUUCUAGAUUAAAACUCAUCCAGGAAUCCUGGAUCAUAAGUUAGACUACUGUACGCCAGUCUUCUAGCUAAAACUGCUGUGGACAAAGGAAGGUAUUGGUAUUGAGGUUCUUAAGGUUCAGUAUAAACCUCAUCCCUCCUGACGAUUUUUUGAUUAAGAAACUCUUUGAUUAAGAAAAAAUUGGACAAAAAUUGAUUUUCAGAUAAAGAUGUAGCCACUAUAGCUCCUUUAUCUACUAGUCGCAAAAUUUCCUUGUCGCAUAAUUCCGCCAUAGCGGAUAAGAAGUUGGGUUCCUGCAAAUAUGCGUGGGGAGGUAGGGGGUAAGUAAACGGAAUGUG
Messenger RNA from Solenopsis invicta (red fire ant), 2475 nucleotides. Its product is annotated as farnesyl pyrophosphate synthase-like. The record is from RefSeq and is a predicted model, not a curated record. The transcript is spliced from 6 exons. Gene Ontology annotation, cellular component: cytoplasm. Bases 287 to 1576 code for a protein of 429 amino acids. NCBI's taxonomy places the organism in Eukaryota, Metazoa, Arthropoda, Insecta, Hymenoptera, Formicidae. Gene Ontology annotation, biological process: trans, trans-farnesyl diphosphate biosynthetic process. Gene Ontology annotation, molecular function: dimethylallyltranstransferase activity; (2E,6E)-farnesyl diphosphate synthase activity.